AUGUCUAUGGAUUCGGCUGCUGAACUUAAGGCUGCAGAGUUCAUUCAGGAAAUGGCGGAACGGUUGAACCACAACACAGAGGACAUUUGGCAAAUUUGGUGCAUUCGCUUGCUUGCAGAUUGGUGCUUGCAGAUUAUGAAGUUUCAAAGGUUAUUAAUUAUUUUACAGGGCUUUUGAGUU
Messenger RNA from Meloidogyne enterolobii, 180 nucleotides. The record is from the annotation of a GenBank genome assembly. NCBI's taxonomy places the organism in Eukaryota, Metazoa, Nematoda, Chromadorea, Rhabditida, Meloidogynidae.